AUGACCCCGUGCAGCAGCAGCACUGGCAGUGUUUGUCGGACCUCUGUUCCCUCGACCUUGUUCAUACCUCCUCUAUCAACUCGCGGACAAUUCCUUGGAACUAGCUCUCUUCGGAGUCUCCGAAAAACCUGUCUCGUGCCCGGUCCAAUCCACUUGGCGCCAAGGUUCGUGACUCUCGAUACAAAGCACUGUGUAAUUUAUAGUCAAUCACAAGAAGGCUGGGCACAAGACAGCCGCGCCGGCGCUACGCGUGGUCGUGGUCUUGCAAGCCGGUUCUAUAGCGAGCUGUUUAUCAUGUCGUUCAUCAAUGGGCAUGUGUUCCACCUACCAGCGGGUAUGGAGUUCACUUGGGCUGCCGACCAGUUAUGCGGAGUUGGACGUCAUUGCUAUUGCGUGGAAGGCUAA
This is a messenger RNA of Morchella importuna, 405 nucleotides long. RefSeq lists its product as uncharacterized. The record is from RefSeq and is a predicted model, not a curated record. The transcript is spliced from 2 exons. NCBI's taxonomy places the organism in Eukaryota, Fungi, Ascomycota, Pezizomycetes, Pezizales, Morchellaceae. The coding region runs from base 1 to 405 and encodes 134 amino acids.